AUGGCUAGUUUCAGUACAACUCUCUCUCAAACCACCAUGAGCCAGCCGCCGCCGCCGCCGCCGCCGCGGGUGGCAAAUAACCCCAGGAUGGCUUCCAGCUCGAAGCACCUCACCCAAGAACAGCGCCAGCGAAUCCGCGUCCUGCACUUUGACGCGCACAUGGGGCCGGCCCAGAUCAGCCGCAUCACCGGCGACACGAUGCGGCAGGUCAAGUACGCCAUCCGCGCCCAGACCGCCGUUCCCCUGCACCGCUCCGGCCGGCCGCAGUCGAUGACGCCCGCCGAGGUCGACGCCCUGCUGGCGUACAUGGCCUCGAGCAAGGCGGCCAUGCAGAUGUCCUACCAGGAGCUGUCGAAGAGCUUCCUCGAUGGGAGGUUCAGCCAGUGGGUCAUCCGGAGGAUGCUGUACCAGCAGGGCCUGCGCCGGCGCGUCGCCGCCCCGAAGACGCCUAGGAGCCGGGGACGACAGGCAGAGACGAGUGAUGGCCCUGAGCCGGAUAGAAGCCAGGAGGCCGAGACUAGCGACGGCGCGGAGACUCCUCAAAGUCAAGAGCCGGAAAGGAGCAGCACUCCUGAGCUUCCUGAGAGCCAGCAUGCGGAAACGAACAAUGACCCGGAGCCCCAUGGAAGCCAACAGACCGAAUCCGCCAGAGAAUAG
Molecule: messenger RNA, 657 nt
Organism: Cordyceps fumosorosea ARSEF 2679
Lineage: Eukaryota; Fungi; Ascomycota; Sordariomycetes; Hypocreales; Cordycipitaceae
Product: transposase
Exons: 1
Coding region: 1-657 (218 amino acids)
Source: RefSeq, a predicted model, not a curated record